Molecule: messenger RNA, 6328 nt
Organism: Anarrhichthys ocellatus (wolf-eel)
Lineage: Eukaryota; Metazoa; Chordata; Actinopteri; Perciformes; Anarhichadidae
Gene: znf800b
Product: zinc finger protein 800b
Exons: 12
Coding region: 390-3218 (942 amino acids)
Source: RefSeq, a predicted model, not a curated record
GGACAAAUCGGCGCUACAACCGUGGCCUUUGGUUAAAACCUUGAAAAUACUUGAACUUUUCUCAAUUGAAAGAUGUCAAACCCUUCCUUUCUUCGCAGUGUCGCCCUGAAGUACCGACAUUUCUAGCUGGAAUUGGACGUAGAGGGUGCACCUUUGCGCAGAGACCGGUUUCAAUGCUGAGAGGCUCCUCUGGGUGCACAAAGACAGCGGCUCGCAGACGAACUUGUUCAGAGUGAACCGGGGACGCUGGGAGGCGAAAUAAACAAACCUCCGGACACGAAGUAGCCGCGACCGCGUAGUUUCACCUCGUCAAACACACGAUCCCACCACCCAUCCAACGUUCACAAGGCUGCAGGAGUGUGCUGGAGCAGAAGGCCCCUCUUGAAGACAUGGUGAAGGUCCAGAAGUCCACCAGGAGGAAGAGCGCCCACUGUCUCCGCAGACUGGAGAGGGCUGCUGGUCAGACAGAGAUGGAGGAAGUCCCGCUCCAGCCAGCCCCCCAGCACCCACCACCGGAGGAGCCCCGAGGAGGAGAGCAGUCCACCGAUCAAGCCCAACUCCAGACCUCCGCUCCGCCUGAGGCGCCGUCGGAGAACUCGGACCAGACGGAGACUCCGAUGGAAGUCCAGGACAAGGACGACACCGCGGCCCAGCUCCAGGCCAAGCCUCUGUGGAAGCCCAUCCCCCCUCUGCUGCCCGAGUCGCACGGGAGCGGCACCGGCACGACCAGGGACCAGAUCUGCCAGACCGAGGCCAGCGGUGGUCAUAACACAGGUCUCUGUGUGGAGCCCGGAGAUCCUCCUCUGCUCCAGCAGCCGCUACAGACCUCCAAAUCUGGCAUUCAGCAGAUAAUUGAAUGCUUCCGCUCAGGCACCAGCCAGCUGAAGCACAUGCUGCUGAAGGAGGUGGACACCAUCUUUGAGUGCAAACUGUGUCGCAGUCUGUUCAGAGGCCUGCCCAACCUCAUCACUCACAAAGAGUACUACUGCCUGUCACAGCUGCCUGAGCCCGACGGUUCAUCGGGGGAUGACAGACAGAGCGCAGCCAUGAAGGAUUUAUUGGAAGCCAUAUAUCCCAGAGUCCCGGACUACGUGGUCCGCCUGGAGCCCAUUCAGACCACCAACAAGGCCGUGUUCCAGUACCUCUCCACAGAGGAGGAGCUGGCUAGAUUCCCAUCGCACACACCCAGUGCCAGAGAGAGUCCGGUAGCGUGGGAAGGAGAAUCGGCGGAGGGCGUGGACAACAACCAGCCGAGCCAGCUCGGAGGGCCAGAGAGCCACAGCAGCCUGGGACAGAAGAAAGGGGAGGCCGAGGAGGAGGCCAACGAGGAGCAGCCACAGCCUGAGGACGAGGCGUCCACGAGUGGGGUUGAGGAUGUGACGAUCUCCUGUUGUCUCUGCGGUCAGGACUUUAACUCGCGCCGCAGCAUCCGACGUCACUGCCGCAAAAUGCACCAGAGCAAACUCGAAGAGCUCCGGAAGUUCACAGAGACGCGCACAGUUCCCACAAGCCUGCUCUCUAUGGUGAAAGGCCGGCCAAGGACUCUGAGCACCCCCACUGGAAAGUCCUGCCCGGUGUGUUUCAAAUCCUUCGCCACCAAAGCCAACGUACGUCGUCAUUUCGACGAGGUGCAUCGCGGCCUACGGAGGGACGCCAUCACACCCAACAUCGCCUCGCGGCCUGGCCAGCCCUUCUCUCUGGAGGCCACACCCCCCAGGAAGAGCAACAAUUCCUCUCCAACACGCAGCAGCAACUCCAAGACCACCCCCGUGACCCCUAAGACAACGCCUUCGAACCAAACCCCGUCCAAACCACAGAGUCAGCCCCCUGCCUCUCCACAGGCGACCCCGGCCUCGUGUCGCUGCACGGUCUGCAAGAGGAACUACAGCUCUCAGCUCAUGUUGAAGAGGCACAUGCGUAUUGUCCACAAAAUAUUCAGCAUGAAAAGUAACAAGCCCGCGACCACGCCAGCCCCCUCUACUCCGGCAGCCACUCCUAGCAGUAGCGACGCUAGCGUAGGCCCAAGCAACAAUGUCCGCGUGAAAGAGGAGGCAGUCGAACCCUCAGAUGAAGACGAGGAGGAUGAGAAGGAGGAAGAGGAAGAGGAAGAGGAAGAGGAAGAGGAGGCCGAAAGCAGUCCGGCCCCGUCUCCUAGCGAGAGCCCCGUGCCGGCUAAAUCUGUUCCCGUGGCACAGACCGCUCCGAAGGUGAAGGUAGAGGAGGCCCCGUUGAGCCCAAAGAUGACGGCGUCCGUACCUUCAUCAUCCUUGCGUGGCAACAACACGUCCGCCGGGGGCGGGCUCGCAAAAACAACCAAACUGUCAGUGGGUUUCGACUUCAAGCAGCUCUUCUGCAAACUGUGCAAGCGGCAGUUCAGCUCCCGCCAGAACCUAACCAAGCACAUCGAGCUGCACACGGACGGUAACGACAUCUUCAUUAAGUUCUACCGCUGCCCCCUCUGUCGCUACGAGUCGCGCCGCAAACGCGACGUCCUGCGUCACGUGACGGUGGUCCACAAGAAGUCGUCCGCGUACCUCGGCAAGAUCAUGCCCAAACUGGAGAGCCGGGCGGUGAAGAGGUUAGCCGAGGUCGUCCUCAGCACUCCGACCCCCAACAAGAGGCCAGGCGGCGUCAAAGAGGAAGUGAAUGGGCGUCACGCUUCUUCGUCGUCCUCCUCCCCUCCUUCGCCUCCUGUCACUCGCAAGCAAGAGUGCUCCACAGCGGCGCCCACCACCUCGUCAGCUUCCUCCUCCUCUUCCUCCUCCUCCACUUCCUCUUCCUCCGUCCAGCCUGCUGCCCCCGUCACUCGGAAGCAGCAGGACGUCUCAUCGCCAGCGUUGGCCCCGUCCCCUCCUGUCACCCGUAAGCAGGAGAGGCAGCAGACCCACCAGCCUCGCCCCCUCAGCCCCCCGCUGACCCGCCGCAGUGAGAAACACACACACCAACGCAACUCCUCCUCCACCGUCCCGCCCAGCAGCCACACCCCACACACCCGGCGGCAUGACGCCCCGUCAGAGAGCAGCGGCACGGGGUCGUCGUCCUCCACGGAAGUCCGAGUCACCAAGAAUUUCUCCCUCCACGCCUGUGACCAGUGUGGACGGGCCUUUGCCAAGAAGCUGUACCUGGAGUCUCACAAGCGAAGUCAUCGCAACGCGGUGACGGCGGCCGCCAGCAGGAGGAAAGGAGUCAGCACCCGCUCCAAAUCCCUGGUCUGGUGAAGCACACACACACCUCAGCUGGGGAUAAUGGACCAGCUAGCCUCUAACAAUGAAGAAGCCAAUCAAAACUGAUGGACGAACGGAAGGAGCACAGAGCAGAGAUGAAAGAAACAAACAGAAGGAGUACGAUACAGGAGUGAAGUACAACGGAUUUCCACCUUUUGCUUCAGAACCAAAUAUAUUGUUGGUAUCGGACAUUUUCUUUUUUUUUUUGUAUAGUUUAAUUUUGAAGCCAGCCAGCUUGCUGGACGGUCGCGCUGCUAUCCACAGAGAGACUGUUGUGAAUAGAAGACUCACUGCUACUGUAUACAGUAUAUAUUUACCUACGACGGCAUGUGUAUAGAUCCAAAGGCAGGUGGCUGAUUUGUAGUGUGUGUGUGUGUGUGUGUGUGUGUGUGUGUGUGUGUGUGUGUGUGUGUGUGUGUGUGUGUGUGUGUGUGUGUGUGUGUGUGUGAGAUCAGAACUGGAUCGUGACCUCCACAGAAAAUCGACUGGAAACCUAAUUGUUGAAUUUUUUUUCUUUUUUUGGAGAAAGCAGAACUUGAUUGGACCGUUGCAUUCCCAAACAGAUACACAAAACAUAUGUGGGUCCUUGGCCACUUUUCUGUAUGCUCACAACUUCUAUAGUGUUUUUAGGGUGUUAGGGAUACAUUCAAGACCACUUGCUCAACAUUAUGUUUGACCAACAGAUAAUAUGUUUUUUCCCCUCCUUCAUUUCCCGCUGACAGUCGGAGGACAGUUGUGAUCUGCUGUCAGUGUUUCCACCUCUGCGGCUUCAGAAGGCUGCUCGCCUUUAUCUUCUCGUGUAAGUGUUUCUACUGAGAAGCAAACUGAUCAAAAGUCCACUUGUAAUAUUCUUCAUGCCUGCAGUCAAUAGUCUGAUUUUGUUAUAUCUGCUCUGUAGUGACCAAAAGCAACUGGAGUGAAUCGUUUAUUAUUUACAGGGAGUAGUUGAGUUAAAGGAAACCCCAAAGUAUAUUUUUCCCUUAAAAAUUGUGUGUUCGCUUAGAAAGAAAUCCUCUGAUCGACCCUGUUUUCUCUCCAUAUAUUAACAGAUGGCAUAAAGUAUGAAGGUAUGAAACAAAACAAGGCCACACAGUUAUGAUUUAACAUUUUUACAAAUGCACAGUAGAUGAAAUCACAUUAAUUAUAUUAUCUUAUAAUAUAACAGCUCAGUUUGACUGCUACCUCUAAGGUGCACUAACAUGGUCAAAACAUUCACACUAUCAAAUUGGCACCAUUAUUACCCCCCCCACAUGCAGAGAUGUGUUAACGUGUGAGACUCUAAUUGACAGGGAGCAGAAAAUAUGGGAUUGCACAAAAAUAUCAAUUAGUAAUCUGUGUUUGAAUGCAUAUUUUUUCGCGGUCAGGUUGCUGUUGGUGUUGCAGUAACAGCCGUGGAAACCAUUAACUGGAAGUAUUUGUUUUCUCUGUUCAACGAAAUAUCGACCGCGGUCAUCUUGCUUGUCACGAAGCAGGAAGCUGACCCCGAGGCGACACGUCUCUCCGCUGUAGUGCCUAUGAGCAGCAGGUGUUCGGGUGCUAAUCCUCCUUAUUUACAAAGGGCCAAAACAGCAGGGAGGCUGUCACACGAGGCCCUGCUAAGCUCAACAGUUCUGUUAUCAAAAGGUAAAAGUUUACAUUGAACUUCUUUGUUCCAUUCACAACAAUUGUACUCAAACUUAAAAGAGGGGGGGGGGGGGCUGCAUUUGUUUGAUGACAGCGACGGGUACCCCGAGGUAGUCUUUGAAACACUGGCACAAGCGUGAUCGAGGAAGACCAAAUGUAGAUAUAUCUUAAUGUUCAAAGAGAAAAGCCAUGAAAUGGAACAAAAGCAGAAAAAGGAAAGGAAAGACCAAACUUUAUUUUUUAUAAGUGAAAGCGCUACUGCGACACGGUCUUGAGAACAUGUAUAUAUGGAUUAUAAAUAAUAGUUCUAAUAGUCACACUAGUUAUUGACUUGUACUUAACCGUCGGUUGCCCAUAUGCUUCUGACGUGUCCGACUAGUUGAUGCUCCGCCGCCGGUUAAUGCCGAGGCAGGUUUGCGUCGUUCCACGAUUAGUUGUCUUUGUUUGCGUCGCAUUCCCUUGUUUUUCAAGGAGGUUUUUUGUUGUUGUUGGAACGUGCGAAGAGAAUUCAAACCGUAGGAGACUCUUUGUUUUGUUUUGUUUUUAAAUCUCGUCAUUUCUUUUCCUCAUCGGCUGUAAUGUGUUCUUAAGCUCACCUUCUAGAGAAGCCUUUCAGAUGUGACAAGAAUGUUGAAAAGCAACCACUCAAUGAAUAAAUAUGUACUGCUUCAAACCUCACCGGGGAGUUUUUGUUUUUUCACGAGUCAUAUACUUCAAUCGAUCAUGUUUGUUUACUGCUUGUGCAGAGAGGGGAUUUCAUUUGCCUUCUCAGGAAUUAUUUUUUUGAGAUUUUUAAUUUCACAUCCCCAAAAAUAAGUUGUGAACCCGCUGACCCGUGAUGGUCCACACAAAGUGCUAUACAGCCUGUAUGCUGUAGUUUGAUAUAAUUCAUCACAUUGUAAUGAUUGUUAUUAUGAACUGAUCAUAUUUUUAGUGUGCUAUUGUUUUUGUAAAUUAUGAAUUAUUAAACUGUCAGAUAAAGCAGUAAAAUGUACACAAUUUCCCUCUGAAAUGUAGUGAAGUAGAAGUACUAUUAGGUAGCAUUAAUUGGAAGUACUUAGAGUACAAGUACCUCCAAACUGUACUACAGUACAUGUAUAAGUUACAUUCUUCAACCGCCGAUUUACCUGUUCAUAAAAAAGAAAAGAUUCCAAAUUCUCUGACGUGCCACAAAGGUCAUUAUUGGGUGUUGUUUUUUUUCUUCUGUUGCAAUAACGCAACUAUUGCCGCGAGAUGGCGCCAUUGCUCCGCGUGCCUCCCCCCCUCCUCCAUCCGCCGCAGCGGCGAAGCCCCAAAUUGGACGUGUUGCGCACAUCUUCCCCCGUUGUCACACGAGAGAACACCCGGGUCUGUUUCGAUUGCUUGGUUUCUCACACCACACAGCUUAUCAAAUUGUUAUUACACAGCAGAUGGGAUGCGGUUCAUAUAUUUAAUUCCAUUCACCACAAAGGGCCACGGCGCUAUGGUUUUACAAGGGGGGG